Nylanderia fulva is the source of this 8660-nucleotide messenger RNA. It is a transcript of the gene rdgA, whose product is annotated as retinal degeneration A. Gene Ontology annotation, cellular component: plasma membrane. Gene Ontology annotation, biological process: phospholipase C-activating G protein-coupled receptor signaling pathway. The record is from RefSeq and is a predicted model, not a curated record. Gene Ontology annotation, molecular function: protein binding; ATP-dependent diacylglycerol kinase activity. Lineage: Eukaryota; Metazoa; Arthropoda; Insecta; Hymenoptera; Formicidae.
CCAAGUUCUCUCCGUGCAUGCACGAUUAGCAUGAAUUUCUUAGGGAAAAAAAUUGUGUCCGAUUCCUCGCUUAUAUAUUAUCAUUAUCGCGCGCAUGAUCGCGACCUCUCCUCUCGAGAGACGAUUCGCGGAGGGCGCAUGAGCAAGGAAGGAGAGGCGCACGAAAGAGCAACCCCCGGCCCCGGCGCGCUUCUCACCCCUUUCGACGUCGGUCAUCGACGAGCCCUGGCCGUCAGUCCGACCGGCAAUCUCGCCGCGCCGCGUCGCCUCGUUUCGGGACAACUCGGCUGACAGUUGACACGCGACGAGAACGUAUCGAAAAAAAAAACUUGGACCGAUUUCGGAUGCGACAGUUUCGGGAGGUGGUUUCGGGGUGGCGCGAGCAAAAUGUGUUCCAAUCAUUGAUCGAACGUAUGGAUCGACCUACGUGGCGAGGGUCGACUUCUCGAGCCUCCUUUUAGAAACAUUCGUGUUGUGAAACGUCGUCGCGACCAUUCAAUUUUCCGAGCUUUGUUCAAUUUCUAUAUAUCCCUCCGUCAACUCCGUCGAUAUCUUUAAGGAGGAGCGUCUACGAUGACGUCGCGAGCGCCGAAUCUCCAAGAUACUGGGAACAUAUAUCCGUGACACGUAACACGAGGAUCGAUCAAUUUCCGGUGAUUGCGUGAGAAAUCACCGGGAACACUCGACGUCACCUCGCGCCCGCUCUGAGCGAUGUUCACGACUUCCUGUCAACGACCAUCGACGGGGUCUUCAUCAUCCACGCGUUAUCGUGGUGAAAAAUAAAUUCCGGUGCUGAAAAACUCGAUCGAUGAUGCUAGUCACUCAAGCCGCGAGGGCGGUAGUGAUGAGGGAAAAGGAGGGAAAGAAAGAGAGAGAGAGAGAAAGAGUGACUGAGUGUUGAACCAUUGAGAGUAGGUGUGAGAGCGAAGGGACGAUGGUGGGAUAAAAGUUUGUCCACCUCGUCAAGUUCCUUGCUGUACCUUUGCAUGACCUUUCGUUCGCUGGUCGACGCACUCGACAUUUCGAUGAACAAAACCCUCUAAUAAGCUCCAACAACGGAAACUGGACCAGUCCCAAUAGCCUAUUGUCGUCAUUUCGCCAUUGUAAUUUUGGAAUAAUACACAAAGGGCAGUGAUUGAUGUUGCAUUUGGAUCAACAUUGAGAGUAGCUGCACGUUUCUACCAAUUAUCUUGCAGUAAACUAGCUCUUUCGCGAUUUUAAUGAAACCCUUUAAUGAACAACCGAUCUUUGAUACCAUCAGCCUUCUAUUGUAAUCCGCCGAUCAGGAUUUGUUCGAACCAAAGUCGUUCCUUUUGGCGACCAAGACACUUAGAAUGGGCUGCAAAUCGGCAGCAAAGUCUAAUUUGGAUAAAGAGACGGUCGCGUGGUCGUCGUCGUCGUCGUCGUCGUUCCUUCUAAAGAACAAGAAGGCGAUUCGGGAACAGGACGGCCAACGCGAGUCCGAUCUCGGGGACGGGGAAGAGAGCGAAGAGGGUAACAACGAGUCAUCCAGAGAUAACAGCAGAAUGUCCAAAAACAACGCGGACAUCGGGGUCGCCAGCAGGUAGCUAUCAGGCUAGAGAAUGCAGAGAUUGCGCUCAACUUUCAAGAGGUCGCGCACUCCCACGGGGGCGGAAAUGAAGUCCCAAUCCAGCCUCGAGGUGCCCAAACAGAUCCGAUCGGCCUCCUUCGACGAGAUCCAGCUGCAGGCGAAGCAUCUGGACGACCGCACCAACUCGUCCUCGUCCUCCACGUGUUCCUCCGCGAGAUCCCAGGACUCGACUCGCGGCAGAAGGGGCUCGUCCACCCUGAAAGUGCCCCAAUUCCAGACCGGUCAGCGCUCCAAGAGCUUCGAUGCGUAUUCCGGGGGUCCUAGUUCCGGGUUUCCCGGCUCGCAGCUGCUACCGGGUUUCGAGCGCCCGGAAACCCCGAUCAUCCAGGUCUCCGGAUGUUAUCACUGUGCCUGCGUAGAGGAGUACAGGAGCCUCUGGCUGGCCGAGGACUUCUCCAAAGAGGAAGCCGAAACGGAGCUCCAUGACACCGAUAGCGGCACCUCGGACCUCUCCGAUAACGAAUCCGAGCACGAGGACGAGUCCAAGAGAGAUGGUAGCCCGGAGAUCAGGGUCAUCCUGACCUCGGACGACGACGCAGCCUGCGACACGCGAGAGAGAUGCGUCUCUCCGAUAGUCGAGAUCCUCCCCGAGGCAAAUUCCGAGGCCCCGGUAGACUUCUCGGACCUCAGACAGCGCAGACGAUCCCUGGCCUCGCCGAAGCUCUCCAGGCAGGAGGCUCUCACCACUUAUCCCUUAGAACUACCAGCCCCGGUCGAGACGAACGACGACGAUGACGACGACGACGAGAACGAGAUCGAGCCGAGCAAGUCGAAAUUCAUCGUGCGCGACAUAUUUCUGACGGUGCCGGAGCUGAAGCGGGAUCGCGCCGCCUCUGUGGACUCGUGUUUCAAUAACAAUAAAAAUGGAGGCGCCAGCGACCCGGAUUCGCUGGCGGUGCCGCAGCAGAGUAUCAGGUCCAAGAGCGUCGACAUCGUCCUGCCGACGGACGUUCGUACGAGAUAUACAACGCUGCUGCCCGGAAAGGAGUCGCGAUUCUCGAUAGGAGGGAGAGAAGACAGCGGAGAAGACAGAGAAGGGAGCUCGAGUGGUCAACGUGAACCUCGAUCUACACCAGAUUGGGGUCCAAAUGCAUUUAACGGAGAACAUCUUUGGGUGCCAACCGCUACAUCCGGUGACUUUUGUUACGUCAACGAGUGUUCGAAACACGGACCCCGGUUGAAGUGUCCCGCUUGCCGCGUAGUAGCUCACGCUUGCUGCGUCGCAAGUUUAGAGUUCGGUUGCAAGCCAAGCUUUCGCGACGUCGGGGUGCGUCAGUAUCGCGAGCAAACGACGACCCACCAUCACUGGGUCCACCGACGUUACCAGAAGGGUAAAUGCGCCAAUUGCGGCAAGUCCUUCCAAUCGAAGCUCAGCUUCAGCUCGCGGGAGAUCGUGGCGGUGAGUUGCAGCUGGUGCAAGACCGCGUACCACAACAAGGAGGCGUGCUUCAACGUUCACAAGAUAGGGGAGAAUUGCGAGUUGGGCAGUCACGCGUCGAUUAUGGUGCCUCCGUCCUGGAUCGUGAAGUUACCGCGAAAGGGAAGCUUCAAGAGCAGCCUGAGGAGGACCAGGAAGAAGAAGUCCGCCGGUAGCGGCGGAACUUCCACGCGCCGGAAAAGCAGGGACAAGGAGAAGGAGGAGAGAGAAAAUAAGGAGAAAGAUCAAGGAGAGCUCUGGAUCGUCAAGCCCAUUCCCACGGCCACGGUGAAGCCCGUUCUAGUCUUCAUUAAUCCGAAAUCCGGCGGUAAUCAGGGCGCGAAGCUGCUGCAGAAGUUCCAAUGGCUGCUCAAUCCGAGGCAAGUUUUCGACUUGACGCAGGGUGGGCCGAAGAUGGGACUCGAGCUCUUCAAGAAAGUUCCCAAUCUACGAGUUCUGGCUUGCGGAGGCGACGGGACCGUUGGCUGGGUUCUAUCGAUCCUGGAUCAGAUCGGCGCCUAUCCAGCUCCGGCGGUCGGGGUACUUCCGCUGGGCACCGGAAACGACCUGGCGAGAGCGCUAGGAUGGGGAGGCGGCUACAAGGACGAGCCGAUCGGGAAGAUCCUCACGAGUAUAGGUGACAGCGAAACCACUCUGCUUGACAGAUGGCAACUCAAGGUCGAGAGGAACCCGGACGCCAAGAACGACGACGACGGCGGCAAGGGAAAGGAGAAUUUGCCGCUCAACGUUGUUAAUAAUUACUUCUCGCUCGGCGUGGACGCGCACAUCGCUCUCGAAUUUCACGAAGCCCGAGAGGCUCAUCCAGAGAAGUUCAACUCGAGAAUGAGGAACAAAUUGUUCUACGGACAGAUGGGCUGCAAGGAUUUGUUGCUCACGAAAUGGAAGGACCUCUCGGAUUUCGUGACCUUGGAAUGCGACGGUCAGGACAUGACGCCGAAAUUGAAGGAGCAUCGAGUGCACGCUAUACUAUUCUUAAAUAUCGCUUCCUAUGGCGGAGGGACGCAUCCUUGGAGCGCGAGUAGCGGCACCAGGGAACCCGCCAUGGAUGACGGCUUGAUCGAAGUGGUCGGCUUGACCACGUAUCAGUUGCCCCUUUUACAAGCACGAGGACAUGGCACUUGUAUAGUACAAUGCAGCACAGCCAAGCUGGUCACGACCAAAACUAUACCGAUGCAGGUCGACGGCGAGGCCUGUCGCCUUUUACCAUCCAUCAUCACUUUAAAUAUGUUAAACAAGGCUACAAUGUUAGCGAAAAGAAGAAAUGCGGGCAAACCUCCUCAGCAUGUCGCGAGAUUAGAUAGGCUAAAGCUACCUGUGAUGAAGAUAAAGAUGUCGGAUUACGAGACGUAUUAUCACGACAAAGAGAGAUUAAAGGAAGCGGCAGAGUUGUGGUUAGCGGAACCGCUCGAUCUCGAUGCUGCGACCGAUCUGGAGACCCUGAGGAAGCUCUUGGUGAAAGAUUACAACGUGGAUUCUUGCUGUUUCCUCGAUUCGUGCACUACGGAAAGAUUCUUCAGAAUCGACCGCGGGCAGGAACAGUUGCAUUAUGUAACGGAUGUCGCCGUGGAUGCUGUCUACCUUCUCGAUGAAGAUACCGUUCAACAGCACGAGGGUCAAACUGGAUCGAGCCAGAUCAUCGCGAGUGAAGAAAUGGAAGCUGCGCGGGUCUACUCGCCGAGCGAUGAACGUCUAAAGGAGAUGCCAGCCGUGACGGAGGAGCGAACAACUCCGAAAGACGUGCAGAAACAAAGACGAUCUUCCAUCCUCGAGAAAGCCAGGCUUUGCGGGAGCUUUUCCUUCGACAAAGAAACCGAUAAUCAAAAUCAAGCUGUCAAGCCGAAGUACCCAGCGAGUCGAAACUCCUUGGAUGUGCCAUCACCGAGCGAGGACGUCGAAUCGAAUUCCCUUAUAAAUCGCGAGUCCCUCAAACAAAACUCUGGCAUCGCUCGUACAGAUCAAUCGCAACAACAUCAUGAUCGACUCCCCGCUUUUAUCAGCCCUCGCGAUAGACUGUUCAGUCUAAGCUCGGGAGUUCACGGAUUCAACACUGAAUUAUUGGAGAAAAAUUGCGACGACAUAUUGAGAGCAGCGAAAAUUGGCGAUCUUCCGACAUUGAAGGAACUUUAUCAAAAGGGAUAUUCGCUUUUAUCGAUCGACGAAACUGGCCAAACGGCACUUCACUUGGCGUCGAAGCACGGCCACAAAGACAUCGUCAGAUAUCUUAUUGCCUGUGCCCCACCGACAAUUUUAAACAUGAUUGACAAUGACAAAGGGCAAACCGCUUUGCAUAAGGCAGCUCAGUACAAACGUCGUUCUAUUUGCUGCAUGCUAGUAGCCGGCGGAGCGUCUUUGAUGGUGAAGGAUCGACAUGGCAAUACGCCGCAUCAGCUCGCUCUGAUCGCGGAAGAUCAUGAUUUAGCAGCGUAUUUACAAAGUCAAAAACACUUUCAACUGGCGACGGAUGAAAUGGAGAACAAUCUCUGACCUCCAGCGUUGAUUGCCACGGCUUGAAUCAUCUGGAACGACGAAAGAGGUACAACAAAACAAUCGACCUGCAAUGUCGAUAAUUUGACGACGUCUUUGGGGCAUUUUUUCGACGACGUAUAUAAAUCGCUCGUGAUAAUAUCCGAAUAACAUUCUCGUUCGACGUACGAUUACGACGUCGAUUACGAUUACGUGUUUGCCAAAUGUCGUAUUUUUUCUUGUCGAUAUACUUCGAAAUUAUACUCUUAUACUAGGACACAAUUAUCACAUAAUUAUACAGAUAUACAUACAUAUACGUAACUAUAUAGCUGUUCUCGAUCGAUAUAGAUCCUUAUUUUUCUCACUCGUAUAUAAUAUACUUGCCCGAGGGACUUGUAGCUUUACUCGCGUUCUUGUACUCCGGCAAGUGGACCAUAAUCGGCCAGGGAGCAGCCCCGAAAAGAUUGCUCCCAAAAAAUCGGAGCAAAUCUAUUUUUCUCGUAAUGACAUUUAAUGUCUCUCCGGUCCAAAAUGAGACAGUCAAUUUUGUACGUAUCUAUACACACAUACAUACACAUAUCUUCAUACACUCCAAGUAACAAGUGCGUCAUUUUAACGUCGAAUAACGUCAUUUUGACGUUCAAUGACGUUAGUUUGCUACUUGGGACGUAUAUGCAUGUACACAUUUAAUGAAAUAUACAGAAACAUUUUCUGACGUUAGAAAAAAUAUAUCUCGUAUACGAAAGAAAAUAUAAUAUGAAUAAUAAAAUGGACCACUCACCCGUUUGCUAAAAGAUUAUUUAUAUAGAAGCCAAUUCCGAUUAUGAAAUCUGUGCCAAUUUAAAAAUCGAGUCUUGGAUGAAACGUUGACGUGUUUUUGACGAUGCCAAACAAAACUUAACUGUCUCAUGUUGGAUGCAUGUGCAAAAUGUUCAUAGUUUUCCACUCGAAACUGGGUGCUAAGCGGAUCGAUAAUCUGUUAGCUUUAACAAAAAAAAGGAGGAAAAAUUAGAGAAUAUAAUUUUAGACAGAAAGAACGAUAAAGAGAAAAAAAAUGAAAAAAAGGAACAUUCUAUAAACACGAUACCAAACUGUAAAAAGGGAUCAACGUACGAACACCAAUUAGUUGUUAGAGAGAUGCAGAUCUAUCGCUAUUAACGUACUAUUACUAUAUAAUGAUUAUUUUUUGUCGUAUAUUGAUAUAAGAUCUAUGUACAUAUGUGUAGAAUUUUUAGGCGCUUAUCGCUUAUCGGAUUCGCGCAUAUUCUAAAAGAAGAGACGUCGUUUACAAGUCAAUAUCGAUCGUGCACGCAACGAUUUCUUUCUUUCAUGCGUCUUAAUCGGGCCCUUUUACUUAAAUGUAUAUAUAUAUAUAUAUAUAUAUAUAUAUUUCUGUGAUCUCUUCUAUAAAAUUCUAAUAGUUUAUAUUCUAUUAUACUUGUGAAACAUGUAUCGAGAUUUCACAUAAGCGCGAAUAUGUUAUAUCAUUGUAUAUCCUCUAUCUUUACAUCUCUCUUUUCUCUGUUAUUAAAUAUUCUCUGUUAUUACAAAUUAUACUAAAUACUAACGCUCAAUAAUUUGAAUACGUUUUUCAAGAUCAAAUUUAAUUCAACUUAUAAUUAUUCUCUACAAAAAAUGACAAGUGUAAUAUCUUUCAAAAAUUAAACUGUAUGUUAAUUUUUGAAUUAUGUAUGCACCCGCAAAAAUAAUUAAAAAUAUUUAGAUACCGACUUUUUAAUGGAUGAACAAAUGCGAUUUUUAAAAAUAUGCAGGCUAAAACACACAGUUUGUUGAAACUAUUGAGUGUUAGUAUUUGAACGAUCGUGCACUGUAAAAAAAGUCGAUUUCACAUUCGUGAAAGAGAAGAAGCGCGAUAUUUAGGACACCCUGCUUUACCUUUACUCCUUUGGAGUAUUUGAAAAGAAAUGCCUUUCUCGAUCCGUACCUGUUAUAAUACCAUUGUCGACGAUAAUUGUCGAAUAAAAAAGAAAGAAUUUAAAACGCGAGAGAAUACUUAUAUAUACACAUAUAUAUAUAAAAUUGUUGUAGGAUUGUUGUAGGAUGUACAAGAGAAUAUUUUGCGAGCGUGUGAUCGGGUAUACAUCGUACAUACAUAUGUAAAUCGAGAUAACGAAUGAAAGAGUAUAUGUACAUAUAUAGUUAAUUAGUUUUAUGCCCGAUAACACGCAACGGCAUUGAAGCCGGUAGCCGGUUUUACAUCUUGCAGAGAGUUUAAUUUUCGAUGCCAAAUGUACAGUGAGAAAAGAUAAAUGAUUGUGCUUGCAUUGCGCUUGCGAUUGAGAAUAAAACAUCAUUUCUCGUAGGAACUUUUCACUCAGGUCAAGAUUGUGUACCGGUUUCAAUCGGCUCCGGAAGUAGCGUAUCAAGCUCGUAUUACACUACAGAUUUGCGGGUUCUCAAGUAGCAAACUGACGUCAAAAUUACAUCAUUUCAUUAAAUGUCAAAAUGACGUUACUCGAUGUCAAAGUGACAUCCCCAGUAGCAACCAUACAUCAUUUUGACAUUUAAUGACAUCAGUUUGCUACUUGGGUUCAAUUGCAAUUGGGAUUACAAUUGCAAGCUGCUUUGCUCCGAUUAACAAAUUAAUUAGUGACAGUCAAUUAUAAUCCCAAUUGAACCCGCAAACUCCUAGUGUAAUAGGGGGUUUAGGCGAGAUUUAGAGAGAGACAAAAAGGGAAGUUAAUAGAAUUUCUCAGAUAUAUAGCGACGCCUUUCGCGCGACGCGGUGAGGACGCUGGCUCGGCUCGCAAAUCUCUCAGUUUAAGUUUUAGAGCAAUAAAUUAACGACAAUCACAAACAUUUCGGCAUAAGCCAGCGCUCGCACCGCGACUGUUAUAUUUCUGUCCCGUCCAUUCCCUUUUAUUUUCCGUUUCUUUUCUCUCAUUCUCUCAUUAUCUCAUUUCUCGUCUCUUAUUGUCUUAUAUGAUAAAAAAAAAGUACCGUGUGCACGAGCAUACUUUAUUUUCUCUAUGAGGGUAUAUACUUAUACGUGAAUGUGUGUAAAUAAGGCUUCGAAAAUCAAAAGAAGACUCGUAUAUUGCGCGAGGUAUGAUUAUCGAGCGCAAACAAAUACGAGCGUAAAUUAUAUUUAGAGACUCUAUAUAAAAUAAAAGUAAAUCAUUUAUA